AAGACCAGCGAAGGUAGGAAGGACGAGACAGGGCUAAGUAAUUGGAAGGCAGACGAUGAGUUUUCACGAGUUCAAUGCUGGGGAAUGGUCCUCCCAGCAGGGUGAACGGAUGAAGCAAACGCUGAGCGAUCUUAUCCCGAAAGAGCAGGUGCUGUACAACAUUGGCCAUUCAAGAGCACUUCCUAAAGACCACUAUACGGUGGGCGUUGAGGGCGAUGUGAUUGCUCUGGGGACCCAGUUUGACAGACAGGCCGCUCUGGGGUACUUUGAUAUGGCGGGGAUCGACGGUAAUGACGAGCUGUCUCAGUUCUCAGAUGAAGUUAAGCUGUUCUGUCACCAGCUGCAACACAUGAUGGACAAGAGAGAACAGUAUCUGAGGGUAUCAAAACAGAGGGCAAGGGACAACCCGCUGAACUGGCCGGACUGGAUCAGUUAUCCACCUCCGCAGCCAAGAGGGUGGCACUAUGAGGAUGAGUAUGGCGCAUUGGACUAUUACUACGAUGAGAAUGCCAAACCGCAUUACUUUGGAGAGAACUUCCAUAUUGAGGACUACACGGAAAAGAUCUUGAUGCCCUACCUCGAGAAGUAUCCAAGGAGCGGUGAGAUCAUAAGAUCAGCAUCCGGAAUGUUGUGCGUCAAGGGGUUUGAACCCUGUGAUGAAGUACCAACUUUCAGGGAUUUCGUCGAGGACAUCACGCAACUCAUCGAGAUGAGCUCGAACAAGAUUGGUCAGUUGCUCUCUGUUAGAAGGCUACAGUACCUCAGAAACAAGUUUGAGUCUUAUGAACUGUUGAACCAGAACAGGGAGAUCUAUUUGACAAAAAUCAAUCCCCACCGUGAUUUUUACAAUGUGAGGAAGAUUGAUAACAACAUAGAUUUGACGAUGUGUAUGUCGAAGAAACACUUACUCAACGUCAUCAACAAAAAGCUGAAUGACGAACCAAAUAGGGUCGUGUACAAUGAAAAUGGGAAAGAUUGGACCCUUAAGGAGUUAUUUGAACCGUAUUUUGCAGAUAACAAAGAUGAAAGGCUAAACAUUGAUGAUUUGUUCGAAUUUGGACUCAUAGAUAGAACCUUAGCUGACAAAUCGCUUUACAUCGAUGAUAAAAAUACAGAGUAUGAUGACAUCAUCAAAAGAGAAGUACUUCUAAGAAUCGACAGCACAUUUUUAAGACAUGACAAUUACAUCGAGGGUGAAUACCUAAGUAUGGUGCUGAAACAGGUCCUUAGCGACUAUGAAAAGAGUAAAUAUCAAUUUGGAGAGUUAGGUGUGACUUUACAACUUGCAACGGCAAAGUCUGAUUUAAACCCCUGGAGCUCAAUUGCAAACUGGAUAGUGAAUAACCAGUUGGUGAGUCAUAACGUGAAAUGGUUGGUAAGAAUAGCAAGAAACUAUCCGACCCUGAAGGCACAAGGGAAGGUAUCCAACUUCCAGGGAUUCAUUGACCUCAUAUUUGCACCACUGUUUGAAGUCUCUAUAGAUCCAUUGAAGGAUAUAAACUUGCACUUUUUCCUAACAAAGACAAGUGGAGUGACCUUGCUUUCAAACUCUUUGACCAUUUCAGCAGAAGAAGAAGUUGGCGACUUUACACAAUUGCCGACACCAUCAGACUGGAACUCUACAGAUAACCCUCCAUAUGGCUAUUAUUUGUUCUACAUAUUUCAAAAUCUUACAAAUUUGAACACUUUCCGUCAAUCCAAAAAGUUAUCUAUUUUGAGCUUACGGCCUAUGGUGGCAUCUGUUACAGAAGCGCAUUCGUUUGACUCUCUUGCCACGGCCUUCUUAUUUUCACAAAGCAUUAUAAAUGGAGAAAGAUUGAGACAUCAUCCCGUGUUACAGUACCUCUACUAUUUGAAACAGGUUGGUAUCACAGUAAGUCCUUUAUGUUGGAACAAGAGUGUGCAGUAUAUGAACGAUGAUGGUCGUAUGGUUGCUGGGGACAAGGUGGCAUACGAAACACAUCCAGGAAUUGAUUUCUUCAAGACAGGGAUGAUGGUGAGUCUUUCCACAAACAAGCCGUUGUUCUCGUCACUCACAAGGGAUCCUUUGAUCGAGGAAUACAGCGUUGCUGGUAGUAUCCACAAACUGUCUAACAUCGAUCUAUGUGAAUUGUGUCGUACAAGUGUCUUGAUAUCGGGAUUCAAUUCACAGUUUAAGCAGCACUGGAUCGGUAUCAAGCUUACAGAUGACCCUGAACAUCCUCAUGAAAAUGUUGAUGAUUUUGCUAUACAGAGAAACAAUGUUCCAGAUAUGAGGUUGAACUACAGGAAUGACUGCGUUGCUGUCGAGAAGCAAUUUAUUCGUAAUCUGGAUGAAAUCAGUAAUGGUUCUACAGAGUAAAUUGGUAUAAUCAGCUGAUAAUAUAAUAAAAAGGUAUAGAAAAUCAGACCCUCAGAAUGUUGAUGAUCU
Messenger RNA from Williopsis jadinii, 2410 nucleotides. RefSeq lists its product as uncharacterized. The coding region runs from base 56 to 2341 and encodes 761 amino acids. Gene Ontology annotation, molecular function: AMP deaminase activity. Gene Ontology annotation, biological process: IMP salvage. Lineage: Eukaryota; Fungi; Ascomycota; Saccharomycetes; Phaffomycetales; Wickerhamomycetaceae. The record is from RefSeq and is a predicted model, not a curated record. The transcript has a single exon. Gene Ontology annotation, cellular component: cytosol.